UUUUCGGGAGAUAAACCUGAUUUUCGAUGGAUCGAGUGACCCGUCGAGGCACGUGAGAGCAUUCGAAAACAUGUCCGUCUUACAUGGAUACUCAGAUCCGGUCAGCUGCAGGGCCUUCCUGUCGACUUUACGAGGAGGUGCGCUUGACUGGUUCCACCAACUGGCUCCAGGUUCGAUCAGAGACUUUGAGGACUUCGCAGGACAACUCACUAAUCAAUACUCAAGCGCGGUCGCCCAUGAGAAGACAUACCUCACCCUGAUGGCAAUGAGGCAAGGCGAGAAAGAAUCCUUACAGAAAUAUGUUUCUCGAUAUAACCAGGUGUGUCUGGAGGUGCCCACGGCGGGUGAUGAAGUGAAAGCAGGAGGAUUGAUUAGAAGUCUAAGGCCAGGACCAUGUCGAACGUCGCUGGCAAAGACGCUUGCUCGAACUUACGAUGAGGUACUCAAAAUAUGCAAGAAAUACAUUAACUUGGAAGAAACGGAAGCAGAAUUCGCCAAGCUCGAGGACGUUGUGAAGCCCGAGCAGAAGAAGGGAAAAACAGGUUCGCCCAGAAGGGGAUCGCCUAGGAAAAAUUCUCCCAAAGGAGGAUCUUUUAAGAGGUCGUCGCCCAGGAGGAGUGGGCAAAACUCGUUCCGAGAGAGGCGAGAAGAUCGCUGGCAGGGACGACCUCGGCUACCAAGCGGUCAGAGAUAUAAUCAUUUUACCCCCAUCAACGCCCAGAUGGGCGAACACUUGAAUCUGGAAUUAAAACCGGUGGUGACGGCCUUAUACGGGUUUAACGGUGGGGAGGUAAUGCCAAUGGGAGAAGUGAGCCUGACCGUAGCAUUGGGGUCAGGUGACUCGAGGAAAGUGAGAAUGAUCCGGUUUGUGGUGGUCGGAGCAGAAUCGUCUUAUAAUAUCAUUCUAGGACGGACAGGUUUAAACGCGUUCCAAGCAGUCGUGUCUACCUACCACAUGACGAUCAAGUAUCCUGUGGGGGAAAAUGUAGGCGAGGUUGCAGGGGACCAACUCACGUCGAGGAGUUGCUACCAGACCACAGUCAGUAACAACAAGCAGAUGGCGGAGAGGCAGUUCAAAGGUAAAGAGGCGAGGCCCGAUCGGCCAGAAGGAUCACGGUCGAAAGAGGAGAAAGGAGGACAAGAUAAGGGGAAGGAGAAGAUAGAUAUACAGCCCGGAGAGGAGAUUGAGGAAGUUCAAAUGGUGCAGGGAUGCGAUGACCGAAAAUUCAGAAUCGGAAAAGAUUUGGGGGAGCCGGUCAGGUCAAAGUUGAUCAAUUUAAUAAGGGAAUUUACGGACAUCUUUGCGUAUACAACGGACGAGCUGACAGGGAUCGAGGCCAGGGUGAUUGAGCACAGACUUAACAUUGAUCUUAGUGUCAAACCGGUGAAGCAAAAGAGAAGGCAUCAUGGUGUGGAGAUGGACAAAAUCAUCGAGCAGGAGGUCGACAAGCUGUUGAACGCUGGACACGUUAAAAAGAUUCAGUUCCCCGAGUGGUUAUCCAAUACAGUCAUGGUGUCCAAAUCAGGAGGGAAGUGGAGGAUGUGCAUCGAUUUCCGUGAUCUAAACAAGGCUUGCCCGAAAGAUCUUUACCCGCUGCCAAGGAUCGACCAGCUGGUGGACUCCACGGCAGGAUGCGAGUUGCUUAGCCUGAUGGACGCCUCUCAGGGAUAUCACCAGAUCCCCUUAGCAAAGGAAGACUGGAAGAGGGUGAGUUUCAUAACAAGCAAGGGCACUUAUUGCUAUGUAGUCAUGCCAUUCGGACUAAAGAAUGCCGGGGCCACCUACCAACGUCUCGUCGACCAAAUUUUCAAAGACCAGUUGGGAAGGAAUAUGGAGGUGUAUGUCGACGACAUGCUGGUAAAAAGCAAGAAGGAGGACGACCACGCGGCUGACCUGAGGGAGACCUUCCAGACAUUAAGGAGGUUUGGCAUGAAGCUCAACCCGGCUAAGUGCUCGUUCGGGGUAAAGUUGGGAAAGUUCUUGGGGUACAUGGUGACAAAGCGAGGGAUAGAGGUGAAUCCUGAAAAAGUAAAAGCGGUGAUCGAAAUGAAGCCACCGGCUAAUGUGAAGGAGGUCGUAAUACUAACUGGUCGGAUAGCGGGCUUAAGCAGAUUCAUUUCCAAGGUGGCCGAAAAGAGCAGCCCUUUGUUCAAAACCCUGAAGAAGAGCUCGAAAUUUCAGUGGACAGAGGAAGCCCAAAAAGCCUUCGAGGAGCUGCAGAGGACGCUGGCUAACUUGCCCUUAUUAGCCAAGCCAAUUCACGGAGAGGAGCUCGUGCUCUACAUAUCGGUGGGCGAGAGUGCUGUAAGCUCAGUAUUAUUACGAGAAGAAGGAGUGGCACAAUUCCCAAUUUAUUAUGUCAGUCGGGUAAUGCAAGGAGCAGAGUUGAGGUACUCGGAAAUUGAGAAAUGUGCGCUGGCGGUGGUCGUGACAGUUCGGAAGCUGAGGCCAUACUUCCUGAACCACAAAGUCAAGGUGCGCACAAACAUGCCGUUGGAGCAGACUUUAGGUCGACCAGCAGUGUCUGGUCGACUAGUAAAGUGGGCGGUCGAGCUGAGCGAGUACUCUAUAAAAUAUGAACCAAGAAAGGCGAUCAAAGGGCAGGUGUUGGCCGAUUUCAUACAGGAAGGAACAAAGGAGGAGGAAGAUGGCGGAGGAAUGUGGCA
This is a messenger RNA of Striga hermonthica, 2667 nucleotides long. NCBI's taxonomy places the organism in Eukaryota, Viridiplantae, Streptophyta, Magnoliopsida, Lamiales, Orobanchaceae. The record is from the annotation of a GenBank genome assembly.